UUAUGCCAAACAAUGUCUGUAUCUCUCAAGUCUCAAUCUCUCUUCACCAACCUCCAAAAGCUUGGCUUCAUUUCUAGAACACACUCAUAUCGUCGCCUGAUUCGGUGAGUUCUUCAGCGUGUCUCCAAUGGAAGGAAAGGUUUUACAAAAGUUUAAUGUAGAACAAUGCUGCUACUACCUACAAAAUAAGCAGUUUAAGACACGUUACCAAAGACAACCCAACAACCCAUACAUGUCUGCUUUACUUCCCUGUCCAAGAGGGAACCUCCACUCUUCCAUGCGUGCCCACACUACUUUGUCCAAAUACCACCAGACUACUACUCCUAUUUCCAAGCAAACAUCUUUUUACUGCAAUGCUUCUUUGUCAAGUGCAACUGUGCCGUCUCUUGACAAAACUGAUUUUCUGAAGCUUCAGAACGGCAGCGAUAUUCGGGGUGUGGCAGUCCCUGGGGUUGAGGGGGAACCUGUAAGCCUUCCUGAACCAGUGACUGAAGCCAUAGCUGCUGCGUUUGGGCAAUGGCUGUUGCACAAGAAGAAUGCUGGGUCCCGGAAGUUGAGAGUGUCCGUUGGCCAUGACUCUCGCAUUUCUGCACCAACCUUACUGGAAGCGGUUUCUCGAGGUCUCGGUGUUUCUGGAGUAGAUGUUGUUCAGUUCGGAUUAGCAUCAACACCAGCAAUGUUUAAUAGCACAUUGACUGAAGAUGAAUCAUUCUUGUGCCCAGCUGAUGGGGCUAUCAUGAUAACAGCAAGCCAUCUUCCUUACAACAGGAACGGUUUCAAGUUCUUCACCAGUGACGGAGGGCUAGGGAAGGUUGAUAUCAAAAACAUUCUGGAGCGAGCUGCAGAUAUCUACCAGAACCUUUCUGAUGAAAAUCUUAUGAAAUCACAAAGAGAAGUUUCUAUUAAAAAGGUUGACUACAUGGCAGUAUACACCUCUGGUCUUGUAAAUGCAGUUCGAAAAGCAGCAGGAGGUUUAGAGAAGCCUCUAGAGGGAUUCCACAUAGUUGUUGAUGCUGGAAAUGGAGCUGGAGGAUUCUUUGCUGCCAAGGUGCUUGAGCCUUUAGGAGCAAUUACUUCCGGCAGUCAAUUUCUUGAACCAGAUGGUAUGUUUCCAAAUCAUAUCCCUAAUCCGGAAGAUAAGACGGCAAUGCAAGCUAUAACCAAGGCUGUUCUUGAUAACAAGGCUGAUUUGGGUAUCAUCUUUGAUACUGAUGUUGAUAGGUCCGCUGCUGUGGAUUCAUCUGGCCGUGAGUUCAACCGUAAUCGUCUUAUUGCCUUGCUUUCAGCAAUUGUUCUAGAGGAACACCCUGGCACAACUAUUGUUACAGACAGUGUCACUUCUGACGGUUUAACCUCAUUCAUUGAGAAGAAGCUCGGCGGAAAGCAUCACAGGUUCAAAAGAGGAUACAAGAAUGUCAUUGAUGAAGCUAUUCGCUUGAACUCCACUGGAGAAGAAACACAUCUGGCUAUAGAAACCAGUGGCCAUGGAGCUUUGAAAGAGAAUCAUUGGCUCGAUGAUGGAGCCUAUCUCAUGGUAAAAAUAUUGAAUAAACUGGCUUCAGCCAGAGCUGCUGGUGAAGGAAGUGGCAGCAAAGUUUUAACAGAUCUUGUUGAAGGUCUUGAUGAGCCCAAAGUGGCUUUGGAACUGAGGCUUAAAAUCGAUAAGAAUCACUCCGACCUUGAAGGAAGAGAUUUUCGGGAGUAUGGAGAGACGGUCCUGCAACAAGUGUCGAACUCAAUAGAAACAAAUCCAAAUCUUAAAAAGGCUUCAGUUAACUAUGAAGGGAUCCGUGUUUCGGGCUUUGGUGGAUGGUUUCUUCUCAGACUCUCUCUCCACGACCCUGUUCUUCCUCUUAACAUUGAGGCGCAGAGUGAGGAUGAUGCUGUGAAGUUAGGCCUUGUGGUUGCUAAUGCAGUGAAGGAGUUCAAUGCUUUGGACACCUCUGCUUUGUCCAGUCUCACUCGCUCUUAAAUUGGUUUUACGGAUCUGUGAUCCUGUGGAAUCUUCUUGUCCUUUUUUUCUUUUUUCUUAAAAGGAACUAAACAAAGUUAUAUUCUCUGUUUGUUAAAAAAUGUCAUUCUAGCAUAUUUUUUUCUUGUUUCAAAAUAAGAGUAUCAUUCUGCAUU
This is a messenger RNA of Brassica napus (rape), 2127 nucleotides long. Its product is annotated as phosphoglucomutase-like. The coding region runs from base 128 to 1972 and encodes 614 amino acids. Gene Ontology annotation, cellular component: chloroplast stroma. Gene Ontology annotation, biological process: carbohydrate metabolic process. NCBI's taxonomy places the organism in Eukaryota, Viridiplantae, Streptophyta, Magnoliopsida, Brassicales, Brassicaceae. The transcript is spliced from 18 exons. Gene Ontology annotation, molecular function: phosphomannomutase activity. The record is from RefSeq and is a predicted model, not a curated record.